AUGGAUGGUGAUGAUGGUUUGAUUAAGCCUAGACAACAUUAUCAAGAUGGAGCAAGGAUAAAUGUUAGUGAAGAAAACAAACCGGUUGAAUAUGAAGCCCUUAAGUACUUCAAUAAGCUCUGGAAUAAAGCUAUUGAAGAUAGGUGGCAUGAGAAUUCUGGGAUAAUGGUACCUGAUAAAGUAAACAAAAGGACAAUUAGAAAUGGGAUGUUGUUUAUAGAUAAAUGCGGCUUUGACCAAAGUCGAUAUUGGAGUAUAGAGAAUAAGGCUAUGAGGAGUUAUAAUAAAAUGAAUCGAAUAUAG
Racocetra persica is the source of this 303-nucleotide messenger RNA. The record is from the annotation of a GenBank genome assembly. NCBI's taxonomy places the organism in Eukaryota, Fungi, Glomeromycota, Glomeromycetes, Diversisporales, Gigasporaceae.